Molecule: messenger RNA, 1497 nt
Organism: Ricinus communis (castor bean)
Lineage: Eukaryota; Viridiplantae; Streptophyta; Magnoliopsida; Malpighiales; Euphorbiaceae
Product: probable aspartic proteinase GIP2
Exons: 1
Coding region: 53-1354 (433 amino acids)
Biological process (GO): proteolysis
Molecular function (GO): aspartic-type endopeptidase activity
Source: RefSeq, a predicted model, not a curated record
CUAAAUAGGUAUUGAAACUCUUUGCAAUUACCCGUAUCUCAUAACAACAGCAAUGGCUCUCUCUCGCAAUCUCAUUAUCCUUUGUUCCCUUCUCUUCUUCAUUUCCCCUUGUAUUUCCCAAACAUCAUUCAGGCCAAAAGCACUGCUUCUUCCCGUAACUAAAGACCCUUCAACUCUUUUGUACUUUACCCAAUUCAACCAAAGAACUCCUCUUGUGCCUGUACAUACAAUUCUUGAUCUUGGUGGUCUCUAUCUUUGGGUUGAUUGUGACAGAGGCUACGUCUCUUCCACAUAUAGACCCGCACGUUGCAACUCAGCCCAAUGCAACCUUGCCAAUGCAAAUGGCUGUAUCACUGCCUGCUUUGAUGCUCCAAGGCCAGGUUGCAACAACAACACAUGUGCUUUGCUUGUUGACAACACGGUAACAAAUAUUGGUACUGACGGUGAGCUUGGUCAGGAUGUUGUCUCACUCCAAUCAACUGAUGGAUCCAAUCCUGGCAGAGUCGUUUCAGUUUCUAAUUUUCUUUUCGUAUGUGCUCCUUCAUUUAUCUUGAAUGGUCUUCCAAGUGGUACUGAAGGUAUGGCUGGUCUUGGAAGGACUAAAGUUUCCCUCCCUUCUCAAUUUGCUGCUGCUUUUAGCUUUAACAGGAAGUUUGCCAUUUGUUUAAGCUCUUCUAAAGGUGUUGUGUUCUUUGGUAAGGAGCCUUAUAUUAUUCAACCAAAUAUCGAUGUCUCGAAAAUUCUCACUUACACUCCAUUAAUAAUCAACCCAGUAAGUACAGCAGCUGCUUUUGUUCAAGGUGAUCCUUCUUCUGAUUACUUCAUUGGCGUUAAGUCCAUCAACAUCAAUGGAAAACCUGUUCCAUUGAAUACGACAUUGCUAUCAAUCAACAGUCAGACAGGUUUCGGUGGAACCAUGAUUAGCACUGUAGUUCCUUACACUGUAAUGGAAACUACAAUCUACAAUGCUUUCGUUAAUGCUUUUGUUAAAGAACUUGUUGAUGUUCCUAGAGUGGCAUCUGUGGCACCUUUUGGGGCUUGCUUUGACGCGAGCAAGAUUGUUGGCACUCGCCUCGGGGCAGCGGUGCCUUCUAUUGAUCUUGUGUUGCAGAGCAGCAAUGUAUUUUGGAGGAUUGUCGGUGCAAACUCAAUGGUGCAAGUUAAUGAAGAUGUGCUAUGUCUUGGGUUCGUGGAUGGUGGUGAAAAUCCAAGGACUUCAAUUGUUAUUGGCGGGCAUCAAUUGGAGGAUAAUCUGUUACAGUUUGAUCUUGCUACUUCAAGACUUGGGUUCAGUUCUUCAUUGUUUUCCAGACAAACUACCUGUGCCAACUUCGACUUCACCCCUAAAGCUUAGAUGAUCAGAUGUAAAUGCCCAUUAAUAUUUUUAUUUUAUUUUUGCAUGCUGUAUUAUUACUGUUUGUUGUAAGUUUUUAUAUUUGAUUGCAGAAUAAUGGCCAUGCAUCAUUCCUAGAGCUGGCCUCACCAAUUAAUGUCAUG